AGGACAACUGUGAUGAUCAAGAACAUCCCAAACAAAUACACCCAAAGGAAUCUGUUAGAGCUUAUCGAUACCAACCAUCAAGGAACUUACGACUUCUUCUAUUUGCCUAUUGACUUCAAGAACAAGUGCAACCUUGGAUAUGCCUUCCUUAACUUCCGUGAAGCUCGUUUUAUUGCCAGCUUCGUCAAGGACUUUGCAGACAAGAGAUGGGAGAGGUUCAACUCCGAGAAAGUCUGUGUUGUCACAUACGCCAGAAUACAGGGCAAGACAGCGCUUAUCAACCAUUUCAGGAGCUCGAGACUGAUGCUGAAGCACGAGAAGUAUCGCCCGAUCGUCUUCUCUGACAAUGGA
Messenger RNA from Guillardia theta CCMP2712, 351 nucleotides. RefSeq lists its product as hypothetical. The transcript has a single exon. The record is from RefSeq and is a predicted model, not a curated record. NCBI's taxonomy places the organism in Eukaryota, Cryptophyceae, Pyrenomonadales, Geminigeraceae. Gene Ontology annotation, molecular function: RNA binding. The annotation marks the transcript as partial.